Beauveria bassiana ARSEF 2860 is the source of this 2691-nucleotide messenger RNA. RefSeq lists its product as uncharacterized. The record is from RefSeq and is a predicted model, not a curated record. The transcript has 4 exons. Bases 1 to 2691 code for a protein of 896 amino acids. NCBI's taxonomy places the organism in Eukaryota, Fungi, Ascomycota, Sordariomycetes, Hypocreales, Cordycipitaceae.
AUGACUCUUGUUGAAGCAAACGACAUCACUUCAUCGCACCUACAUUCUGGCCAUCGAGAGGAUUUCAUCGAAACUCAAUCGCAAAAACUCAGCCGAAUUAAUCCCGCGACUCAUUCUCCUCAAGCCUCCUUCUUAUCGGAUAAGGGUACAGUGCGACAUCUCAGGGCAUCCUUUAGCGGCCAAAUGGCGACCAAAGAGCCCGAAUCGCAGCCGCAAAGAAGAUGGGUUCCUGCCACGAUCGGCGUCUGUCACUGGCAGACGGCCAACGAUAGGUUUGGGCCUGAUGCAAAAGCAGCCAUUCGAGAUCGCGAACGAGUGGCUCUUGGGCUUCCUGCUCUGGGCCACCAAGCGUCAUACUUGUGGACACCAGAGUUUCUCGAUCAAGAGAGCGUAAACGAGCAUUCCAUUUAUAGUACCUUGCCUGCAGCACAGUGUUAUCGCAAUAACUUGACAGCCCUAUCGCAGGCAUACAACGUUUGUCACUGCGGCUCCAAGGCUAUCCGCUGCGUGCUAACUGGUUCACAGCUCUAUUUUGUAGCCUAUCAAAGCUACAUAUUUGUAUACGUGCCACGAAGUAUAGCGAGACAGCGGCUACCCAGGCGCCCUGAUUACCAGUUUCGCUGUGAGCCUAGCAAAGUUGCGCCUCACAUCGGGGGCUAUGUAGACCAAGUCGUCCCCCACUCCGUCAAUCAUCUCACGACUGGCUUUCUCGGAAACGAAGAGAUUGUCGUCGCAUGCUGUGAUGACGGGGAGGUUUACGCAUACUACACAAGGGAAAUUGCCGAAUGGAUAGCUUUGCAAGAAAAUUCGCCCCUCGCACAUCAUGCAGGGCCAAAGAGAUUCAGAUGCGCAUCAGCAAAGCCGCCAACUCACUUCUUCCGGGAGAAUGUAGGAGUUUCGGCGUGGGGCCUAGCGGUGCAUCGGCAGUCGCGUCUCAUUGCCGUGAGUUCCAAUCGUCGGGAAGUGACUGUAUUUGCAUUUGCACUGCAACGUCCAAGAAGAAGCAACCAACAACAGGAAGAAGAAGAUGCGGCAUGCGAUGGACCAGCAGCAUAUGUACGAAGACGCAGCAAGAACUGGCGAAUCGUGAUUGCACUCGGCCAAACUACAAGCAAUAUUCCCAAUAUAUGCUUCAUAGACGACGAAAAUGGUGGUGCGGAAAAGGUUGCCGCGGUUGACAUUGAUGGAUGUGCCUGGAUCGCAGACAUAUGGAAUGCUAGCCAGCCAGUGUCUGCUAUCAGAUCAACGGAUCCAUCGCUACGGCGCAGCGAGGAAAGCGUCGGUGAAUCAUCUCGGGGCUGGGGCAUUUUGGCUCUAUCUGACGACAGCUUCGUGACUGUAAACACCUUGGAUGAGCUCAUUGGAGGUGCACCCGGUGAGAUAGUUCCUGCUUACGGCACUGGUUCGCAACCCAUGGCCGAUGUUGAGCCUUGCGUCCGAGCCAUACCCGAUAAUCCGUGCCCCGAGUUUGAGUCUGGAUUAGAUCGAAUGGACAACUUGCAGAUGCUCUUUCCCGGCCAGAAUGCCCUCCAAGCGAUAGCAAGCCUACUGGGAAAUGCGGAAGGGGUUUUCGGCGACGACUCAGACGAAGAUCAAAUAGUAAAUAACGACGCAAACGAAGGAGAGAAUGAGGAUGAAGAGGAUGACGAGGAUGACGAGGAUGACGAGGAUGACGAGGAUGACGCAGACGAAGAAAUGGAGGACGAAGAUGAAGAUAUACAUGAACAAGAUAUCGAAACUGCCUGGGCAGUAGCGGCAGAAGGUGUGGACACAGAUUACCACUCUGAUGUUUCAUGGGACGGCGACGAGUUUGUGGAGGAAAUCAUUAUUGACCACGUCUUGAACGAAGGAUCAACACAAGCCGAUCCUCAUCAUUCAGAAGCCCCUCAGACAUUGCACCACCCCUGGUGGUAUACCGCCGAGUCGUAUGUACCGUCUUCUCCCGACCUGGUGGCUACAGAAACGGACUGGGAUAAAAUGGGGGAAAACUUGGUGUAUUUCCCGCAUUCUGGCCGCAUCGCGCCCAUGCCUCGGGAGACGAUUCCGUUGGCAAAAUUCCUCAAACGAUCACCACGCGAAUACGGCGUCUGUGGCCAGGGCAAACUACACAGUAUCCCGAAAAACUACCACUUGAUCCGGGCGUAUGAGAAGGACGUUGAACUGAGAACUCUUCGAGCCGAUCACCUGGGUGAGGAACAGGCAAUUGGCAUUUACUGCCCCAACACUCUCACCUUUGGGAGCUUUCAUGACCGAAACUUGCGACCCUACUUUAGAGCGACUAGCCGGAUGAGCCUAAUUAUGCACGUACCAGAGCUUUCGCUUGUGAUUAUCGGGUCUCCCACAGGCAGAGUGCUCCUCCUCACGCCAACUCGUCUUUCAAACCCGCAGAGCGCAGCGACGGGAUUUGCCAAGUGCCCGCGGAGCGGAUCGAGGGAGGUUUGGAGCCACGGCCUUCGAGUGGAGUGGGUGCUGCCUCGCAGCUCAGACGACAUUUGCCACGGCCAGCAUCGAAGACCGCUGCAUGGCGUCGCGGUAGGGCCUGUGCAGGACGAACGCGGUGUAGGUGCGGCGGGCUCUGGUCACGCUUCUACGCCACGGCGGUAUCGAUUGAUGCUACAUUAUCGCAAUCACGACAUUGCAACGUUUGAAAUUACGCGGCAAGAACAAACGGGAAAGCUGUGCAUCUUUUGA